This is a messenger RNA of Melospiza georgiana, 1782 nucleotides long. It is a transcript of the gene AAMP, whose product is annotated as angio associated migratory cell protein. The transcript has 11 exons. Gene Ontology annotation, molecular function: protein binding. The coding region runs from base 39 to 1310 and encodes 423 amino acids. Gene Ontology annotation, cellular component: cytosol. The record is from RefSeq and is a predicted model, not a curated record. NCBI's taxonomy places the organism in Eukaryota, Metazoa, Chordata, Aves, Passeriformes, Passerellidae.
CGGCGGAAGCGGCGGCAGCGGCGGCGGGGUGGGUCGGCAUGGAGCCCGGGGAGGACCCGGGGGCGCUGGACCUGCACGGCGACGAGGAGAUCAUCGAGGUGGUGGAGCUGGGCCCGCCCGGGCCGGAUGACCUGGCCGAGGAGAUGGAGGACGUGGACUUUGAGGACGAGGGGGCAGAAGAGCCCGAUGGGGAGGCUUGGGAGUCGGAGGAUGACGAGGGGGUGGAGGACGGCAUGGAGGCACAGGACGACAGCGAGGUCACGUUCUCCCUCCACUCCGAUUCUGUCUUCUGUGUGAGCCUUGACCCCAAGACCAACACGCUGGCAGUGACAGGUGGAGAGGAUGACAAGGCCUUCGUGUGGCGCGUGAGUGACGGGGAGCUCCUCUUUGAGUGCUCAGGACACAAGGACUCGGUCACCUGUGCCGGCUUCAGUCACGACUCUGUGUUCGUGGCCACAGGUGACAUGUCUGGGCUUAUCAAAGUGUGGCGGGUGGAUGCCAAGGAGGAGGUGUGGUCCUUUGAGGUGGGGGAUUUGGAGUGGAUGGAGUGGCACCCUCAAGCCCACGUGCUUCUGGCUGGUACAGCUGAUGGCAACACCUGGAUGUGGAAGAUUCCCAGUGGGGACUGCAAGACCUUUCAGGGUCCAGCAUGCCCAGCCACAUGUGGCAGGAUCCUGCCUGAUGGGAAGCGAGCAGUGGUGGGGUAUGAGGAUGGGACCAUGCGCAUCUGGGACCUAAAGCAGGGAACCUCGCUGCAUGUCCUGAAAGGCCAGGAUGGCCAUCAGGACCCCUUGACGUGUGUGGCCAGCAACCAGGAUGGCAGUUUGAUCAUGACGGGCUCUGUUGACUGUAACGCCAAGCUGAUCAACUCUGCCACGGGCAAGGUGGUGUGCGUGUUCAAGAUGGAGAGCGUGACCCCCAAGGCACCCAUCAGUGAGGGCGAGGAGGCAGAGUCCAACUCAGUGGAGUCGCUGGGCUUCUGUAAUGUGAUGCCAUUGGCUGCUGUGGGCUAUCUUGAUGGCACUCUGGCUAUUUACGACCUCUCCACACAGAGCCUGAGGCAUAAGUGCCAACAUGAGUCAGGGAUCGUGCAGCUGCUGUGGGAGGAGAGCUCGGCCGUGGUGUACACCUGCAGCCUGGACGGGGCCGUGCGGCUCUGGGACGCCCGCUCGGGGAAGAUGAUCAGCGAGUACCGAGGGCACUCUGCUGAAAUCCUCGACUUCGCCGUCAACAAGGAUGCCUCCAUUGUGGUGACCACCUCUGGCGACCACCAAGCCAAAGUGUUCUGCGUCCAGCGGCCCGAUCGCUAGAACUGUGUCAAGGGAUGGCGUCCCGGCGCUGCCCUGCGCCCUGUGUACAGAGGGACGAGGGACAUGGUUUCACCACCCUUCUCCAGUGCGUGCUUUGUAAUUUUUCCAGCCUGCCCUGCUUUGCCCUCACCAUCCAGGGGCCAAGCCAGGGGUUUUGUAUGAAGAUGUCUUUAAUUAUAUAAAUUAUUUCACUUAACUGGAUGCCAUCUACUCUGCUUGUUGGGGGGGGGAAGAGGAUCUGGGGAGCUAUGCUCCCUUCUCAAGGAUCUCCCUGGCAUCCAACUAUGGCCUGAGGAUCAGUGGCAGAGACUCCCAUCCUGGCUGUCCCUGCUAGGGGGAAUGAAGUGGUCAGGAUAGGAGGGUGCAGGUUGCUGGCUGAAGGAAGGAGAAUCUUGCUCUAUACAGUCUAGGAGUUCCCUAACAGAACACGCUAUUCCCAGAUCUGGGUACUGUACCCCAAAGUUCACUAGAA